UCGACAUCGUUUAAACGUUUUGUAGUCUCGGACUUGAGAAUGAUUUGUACAAGCGUAGGACCACGUUGAUGACAUUCUUUCUAGACGAAAACCAAGACAAACUGAACUUGUGACAGCAGGGCUAGUUCCUGCUACUGCAGACAGACAAGAUGUCGGAGGACAAACGCCGAGGUGAAGACGUAGAAGAUGGCGGACCAGGUCUUGUCUAUAUGCCAUUUGUCAUCAUGGAAGAAUUUCUAGACAAGCUGAGAUUAUUGGAUUAUGAAAAGGAAUUUUCACGUACACUUAAUAUGAAACCAAUAUCAAGACAUUACUUUGCUAUACCAACAAAUCCAGGAGAGCAAUUUUUCAUGUUUACAUCACUAUCAGCUUGGUUGCUUAGAAAAGCAGGCAAGAACUUUGAGCAACCACAGGAGUAUGAUGAUCCUAAUGCCACAAUAUCCAGCAUUUUAGAAGAAGUCAGAAAACUCGGACACCAAAUUGACUUCCCUCCGUCCAAGUUGAAGCAGGGUUGUGGAGAACAUGCGAUAUAUGUCCUUACACGACUGGCAGACGAGGCUCUUAAAUCUACGAAUUUCAACUGGGAAAAACCCGAAUACCCUACAGAAGAAACAGAGGAAGAAACUGUGAUAGAAGAUGAUGCUGAGUUGACACUAGGAGAGGUGGAGAAAAACUUCUUCCAGUACAUGCAGCAAUCGCAACAUGGUGAUGAUGAGGAUGAGUUUGAGGAAGAAGAACAGAUUAUGGAUUUAGAGGGUCUGAAACGUCUCGGCCAGAGUAAGCAAACCAGCGAGAGCACCAAACCAGAUGAUAUUCUGGAGUCAACAACUGACGCUGCUGACUGGAAACUGGAGGUCGAACGUGUACAGCCACAACUAAAGGUCACAAUAAGGACUGACAAUAAGGAUUGGCGAGUACAUGUAGAACAGAUGCACCAACACAAAGACGGUAUAGAGGCAUCACUGACGGAGACCAAGACCUACCUAGACAAGCUCCACGACGAAAUCACCCGAACCAUGGAAAAGAUUGGCAGUCGAGAAAAAUACAUAAACAACCAGCUAGAACACCUACUGGCUCAGUUCCGGGGAGAACAAGAACAAUUGUCUGAAACAAGGGAACGAUACAAGCAAGCCAGUGGUGGUGUCACGGAGAGGUCAAGGUUGUUAGCAGAGGUGUCUGAAGAGUUGGAACAGAUCAAGCAGGAUAUGGAGGAGAGAGGCAGUAGUAUGACAGAUGGAGCUCCCCUUGUUAAGAUCAAACAGGCCAUUCAACAGCUGAAGAAGGAGAACAUGCAGAUGGAGAUCAGGAUAGGAGUGGUGGAACAUGUCUUAUUAAACGCCAAACUCAAGGACAAGGCCUCACAGAACAAACAGGUCCAUAGCAACGCCACAGCCAAUCAGGACAAGUUUGACUACAGCACCUACUAACCAAUCAGGACAUUUGUUACAUCUGAGAGAUUGUUAUUAUUGUAAUGUUGCUGCAGACACUUGACACAGCUAAUGAUAAGUUCAGACAGGGAUAAACCAGUAGUGUGUGAUGAUGAGGAAAAGAUUCACAUUAGCAUUUGUGUAUUGUUAUAAAAGAUUCGCAUUAGCAUUUGUGUAUUGUUAUAAAACCAACUCUUCAGAUAUACUCCAUAUAAGCAGCUGUUGUCGAGAAGGGUCUGAAUUUACAACAGAACAUUCAUAAAAUUUCUGAAGAAAUGUCACUCUAAAAUUGUUAAACCUCUGUCAAAGUAUACAGUUUUCAAUUGGUUUAUAGAAUCAUAUAGGAAUUCAGUUGUCUGUAGUAACUAAGGCUUACUGUACAGACUGCAGUAGCAGUUCCUAUCCUUGUUUUGUGAGGAAUGGAUGGUACUUUGGAGAUUGUAUGUGACACAGGGACUUGUUAGAAAUUCUCCCAUGGUCUGUAUGUGUAAUGAUAGUAUCUAACAGACCGUAGGGGUCAAGAAUUUGUACCCAGUUCCUGUGGUAUGUGACAGAUAUAUGUGAAGAGAGAGAAUGUGUAUCAAAUCUGUAAAUGUACAUAAUGAGCACUGUGAUAAUAAUGCUCGUGAAUCCGUCCAACAUUCCAGUGUAUGGUUGUCAUAUUGUAACAGCAUUUUGUCUGUAUGUAUCGGGUAUGAAUCUUUUUAUGUCCACUAGGGGGUGUAGUGCUACUAGUACUACCCAUGUCCGUCCGGUCCUGUAGCAACAUCUUUUCUAGGGAUUUUUAUCAAACGUUAAAACCUUAUUAGUUUGUGUUUCUAGGUGAAUGUCAUCUUUUCUAUUCAUGGAAGAUUGAUUCCUGUCGUCACUCCAGUGAAUUAAUUGGUUUAGUAAUUGUUUACCUAUGCCAGUCCCUUCCUCUAGUGUUUCUGUAAGGUUUUUAUCAAAAUCUAUACAAGUUUGAUUCACAUAAAGAUUUAUGAUGAGCGGCAGGCUAAUGACCAUAUCAAUGUUAAACAGCUUUUUAAAACCACAAUCCAUUACUUCUAGUUGUACAUUCAGAAAAUAUCAAACUAAACUUUUUUUCCUUCACAAAUCCCUAAUGGGUAUUGACCUACUACUAGCUUUCAGAAUUUCAUGGUUAAAGUCACCAUUUCUACUUAUAAAACAUACUAAUGCCAUCACUCCACUGAAUUAAUUACUUUUGGAUAUUUUCCAUUAAACUUGAUGCAAAAAACAUGUAACCAGUAAAUAUUUAAAGACAUACCAGUUUUAAGGUCAAAUUGAUUGUUACUAUUUAUAGAAAAAUGUCAAAAACUAAUUUGCUUGGAAACUGGGGCAUCCAUGUCUUACAGAUUCUAGUUUUCUAAUAAGAUGCUAAUGAGAUGCUAAUGAGAUGUUAAUGAGAUGCUUAUGAGGUUCAGUAAAAAAGGAUCAAGUCAUAGAAAUAAAUGGGGAUCCUGCAUUAUUUUGACGUGAAUCGUAAAUUUCCUGUGACAUGGUUUAUCAGCAGACUUUAUACCUACCAGUAAUAGGUGACACAUGAACAUGAUAAUUAUAAGUAUUCAAGGGGAGUAACUCUUCUACAAAUCACUGAUAUGUGCAAGAUAGCAUAUAUCCUUAACUUUGAAAAUUGUCUAUAUAGUUUAUUUAUUGAAUUUAAUGUAUUUUUUGAAAUUGUCUAUUUUAUCUCAUCAAAUGAUCUGUACAUAUCUUUCAAUAAAUUGAAGGAUGGAACUGAGAAA
Molecule: messenger RNA, 3172 nt
Organism: Pecten maximus
Lineage: Eukaryota; Metazoa; Mollusca; Bivalvia; Pectinida; Pectinidae
Product: intraflagellar transport protein 57 homolog
Exons: 12
Coding region: 150-1427 (425 amino acids)
Biological process (GO): intraciliary transport; non-motile cilium assembly
Cellular component (GO): cilium; intraciliary transport particle B; centrosome
Source: RefSeq, a predicted model, not a curated record